Messenger RNA from Amyelois transitella, 1460 nucleotides. RefSeq lists its product as uncharacterized. The coding region runs from base 91 to 1386 and encodes 431 amino acids. The record is from RefSeq and is a predicted model, not a curated record. Lineage: Eukaryota; Metazoa; Arthropoda; Insecta; Lepidoptera; Pyralidae. The transcript has 2 exons.
AUUAAAUCGAAAUUAUGUAUUCGUUCAAUUUGGGUGAAUCGUUAGGUGUUCUAAUUUUCUUUGUUCCAAGGUAAUAAUUGAGAUAGCAUCAUGGAGCAAAUAUUUAUGAUCGAAGUUUUUGUUAAAAGGAUAGUUCUCAAAAUAGAGCCACCUGAAAAAGAUGAGUAUGAGCUUAGAAUGGAAGAAGAGGCCCGGAAACGGGAAGCGGAAGCUCUGGCUGCUCUAGAAGCUGCCCAAAAAGGCAAAAAAGGCAAGAAACCCCCUAAACCAAAAGGAAAGAAAGGGAAGAAAGGCAAAGAACCGCCAAUGCCCUCUGAAGAAGAAAUGAAGUUUAUGCAAACGUGCACCAUGCAAAUGAAUUGUCUACCUCUGUUUGAUUUUUAUGUAGCUCACGAUAACUUCAUCGCUCCACCGCCACCAGAGCCGCCAACGAAAGGUAAGAAGAAGAAACCACCAAAACCCAAAAAAGGUAAAAAAGGAAAAGCAGUCCCACAGAAGAUUAUCCUCCCUUCUGAACCUUUACCACAGCCACCCUUUUUCGGCGUCGGAAAUUCCGUCAUGUUUCUCUCUAGACCUUCCAAAUUAGAGGAUAUGCUCAGAGACACUCCCAUUUAUAUAACAGUUUGGAACAGAGACCAAGAAAUGAACUGUAUAGGUUUUUGCGUUGUUGAAUGGCACAAAUCAUUCUUUGAAUGCUUGCAAAGGGCUGCGGAUCUCAAUCCAGUUGACAUGACAGCAGCCGAAUACAGAGAUACUAAGAAACCUGAGAUGAUAACAAACACCGUAGAACUGACUCGCCCACUGCAAUGCGAAGAAGAUUUGAAAUCAUCAGGCGAAGUAGAAUUCUUCAUUCGUCUGUCAUGUAUGGGAAACAGAGUGCUUAGUUACUUUGUUGCAUUGCCAGAAAUGGAACGUUUACCGGGAAGGAAAUAUCUCACGGACGACUUGAAACUUAAAGAUGUUGAAGUGGUCAGACAUUGGGAGGGAACAGCUAUAGAAUCUGUACCGCCAGUGGCAUACUUUUUUGGAGCUCCAGACAUUACUAAAGAGCCAAUAAGACCUGAGCCUGAGCCUGUGAUGUAUGAAGACUUUGUAGCUCCAUUUACUAAAAGUGAACUAGCUAUUUUGGCAAUGGGAUUCCCUAAAGGUCCUUGUGGGGGUACUAAUUGUCCAAAACGUAUGGAUUAUAGAGGCAGUCAACAUCAAUUUAUUCAUGGUGAAAUGGUUAAAGGUAAAUAUCAGCAUGGUUCGUUUGUUAACAAGAGAGAUGUUCAUGGACCAUGCGGAAGACUGGACUGUCCUUUAGCGAAGAAAGUUCGAAAAUAUAUAUGCAACGAAGGUGCUUAUAAAACCUGCAAAAAACCAUGCCCUAAAGAAUAUUACUAAUUUGUCCAACAUAAACCGUAGUUAUGUUUUAAUGAUUGAUAAAAUGAAACUAAUUAAAAAUACUUUCAGUUUAA